CAAAAAGAAAACAAAGGCACCAGAGACAGAGACGCAACCCCAAGUCUCAGAGCGACGUCGUUUUAGUCGCGCUCUGGUUUUCCUGCUUUUCAUUCUCUCUCCACACCUGCCUCCCUCUCUUUCUCUCUCUACAAUUUUCGAAGAUGCGUCGCUCCUCUACCAGGAAAACGGGUCAGUCCAAUUCCGCCGCGUCGGUUAAUUCAUCUGCCACCGAUCUUUUUCGCUCUGCUUCAAGUAAGGCUACAAGCAAAGAGUUGGAACGAAUUGAUCAACUAUUUUAUUCAUAUGCGAAUAGGUCAUCCAAUCUGAUUGACCCAGAAGGCAUUGAGGUUCUUUGUUCAGAUGUGGAAGUGGAUCAUACUGAUGUCAGGAUAUUGAUGCUUGCUUGGAAGAUGAAAGCUGAAAAGCAGGGUUACUUUACGUUGGAGGAGUGGCGAAGAGGCCUCAAAGCUCUGCGAACUGACACUGUAAGCAAAUUGAAGAAAGCACUCCCUGAAUUGGAGAAAGAGGUCAGGAGGCCAUCAAAUUUUGUGGACUUCUAUUCCUAUGCAUUUCGGUAUUGCUUAACAGAGGAGAAACAAAAGAGUAUCGACAUUGAAAGCAUCUGCGAAUUGCUUGAUCUUGUUUUAGGAUCUCAAUUCCAAGCCCAGGUUGAUUCAUUUGUUGAGUAUCUAAAGACACAGAAUGAUUACAAAGUCAUUAACAUGGACCAGUGGAUGGGCUUUUUCCGAUUUUGCAAUGAGAUAAGUUUCCCUGACCUUCGUAAUUAUGAUCCGGAACUUGCUUGGCCCUUGAUCCUGGACAACUUUGUUGAAUGGAGGAGAGCGAAGCACAGCUGAAUUUUGGCAUCCAUUGGCAAACUUAUUUAUCUGUCUUCAAUCAUACUUACCAUUAAAGUAGGAAUGUGCUAGAAGUACACAUUUAUGUCACAUUGGCGACCUUUGCUAGAACUGCACAUUUCGAUUGCCUGGCCAUCCUUCUCCCAUUUCCUUUUUUCCAUCUUUUUUGUUAUACUAACGUGGAACUCUUGUUACAUCCCUUAGAAUUUUCUCAUCCGUGUCAUGGAGACGAUUGCGAAAAUGACAAUAUAUUUCCUUACAACUGUUUCUGUCAGCUUCAAUUGUUAAAUACUUGAACUAUUGCCCAAUUAAUUGAUCAAAGGAGUCUGGUCUGAUAUAAUUGUGGUGGUUUGAGUUGUUCUA
Vitis riparia (riverbank grape) is the source of this 1202-nucleotide messenger RNA. Its product is annotated as DCN1-like protein 4. Bases 144 to 839 code for a protein of 231 amino acids. Lineage: Eukaryota; Viridiplantae; Streptophyta; Magnoliopsida; Vitales; Vitaceae. The record is from RefSeq and is a predicted model, not a curated record. Gene Ontology annotation, biological process: protein neddylation; positive regulation of ubiquitin-protein transferase activity. Gene Ontology annotation, cellular component: ubiquitin ligase complex. Gene Ontology annotation, molecular function: ubiquitin conjugating enzyme binding; cullin family protein binding; ubiquitin-like protein binding. The transcript is spliced from 10 exons.